Molecule: messenger RNA, 855 nt
Organism: Helicoverpa zea (corn earworm)
Lineage: Eukaryota; Metazoa; Arthropoda; Insecta; Lepidoptera; Noctuidae
Exons: 1
Coding region: 1-855 (284 amino acids)
Source: RefSeq, a predicted model, not a curated record
AUGACAGAACCGAUGAAAGAAGCUAACAGUGAUUUCUUCAUGGCGUACCGAGUGGGGGUCAAGGCACCAGUCUUCAAUGCAGACGACCCACAAUUAUGGUUUGCGCAGCUAGAAGGUCAGUUCGUUCUCUCCAACAUUACCACGGACAACACGAAGUUUUAUUACGUGCUGGCGCAGCUCGAACCGCAACAUGCAGCGCAAGUGCGUGACCUCAUAGUGAGCCCCCCCGCCACCGGCAGAUAUGAAAAACUGAAGGCAGAGCUGAUCAAGCGACUAUCCGCCUCGCAGGAGCGGAAGAUCAAGCAAUUACUCAUGCAUGAAGAGUUAGGAGACAGGAAACCCACCCAAUUUCUCCGCCACUUACAGCAACUGGCCGGACCUAAUGUCCCAACUGAUUUCAUCAGGUCGAUUUGGUGCAGUAGGUUGCCGACGAACCUCCAAACGAUAGUAACGAUGCAAGCAAGUUCCAGCCUCGAAGACGUAGCAGAAUUGGUGGACCGCAUCAAUGACAUCGUUCCAGUAACCACGCAAGUCGCCGCAACUAGCAUUCCAGUGCCCGGGAAAGAAGCUUGCUCACAGCAGGAGACGAGUCAACAAGGAAGUGCUAUCGAGGCGUUGACUCGAACCGUGGCUGACUUAUCACAUAAGCUGGAGGUCAUGAGCGCGCAGUUACGUCAUGGACCAUCCCGCUCGCGCUCCAGAAGUCGGUAUAGCCAAAACCGAUACCGAUCACAUUCCCGCUCCAGAAACAACCGGUACUGCUAUUACCACAGCCGAUUUGGCGAGAAAGCCCGCAAAUGCACGGAACCGUGUUCGUAUAACGCGAAGGCGUUAAACCACCAAGGCAGCCACUAA